AAAAAUACUAAAUAGUUUUAAUGUUCAUACAAAGACAUACAAUCACAGAUGAGAUAAAAUUUAUUAGUUAUCUAAUAACUUAUUAAUUUAGUUUUAUCUUAUCUGUGAUGCAUUAUUAAUGAACGUUGCUAAACACUUUUGAUAAAUUUUAACUGUUAUUUGAAUUGCUAAAAAGGUCAAAUUUAUUUUACGAAAUGGAAGGUGAAAAUAUUAUGGAUGAUGUUGUCUCGAAUGAUGAUUUAAAGAAAUUUGAAAAUGAAUAUUAUCAACAAUUAUCAACUGGAACUGUAUCACAACACACUAAAUUUCAUUAUGCUUGGUGUCUAGUUAGAAGUAAUUAUCCAGCAGAUAUAAGAAAAGGUUUGAUUUUAUUGGAACAAUUAAUCAAACAUGAAGCUAAUGAUGAAGAUGCCAAAAGAAAUUACUUGUAUUAUUUAGCGCUAGGAAACUCUAGAAUUAAAGAGUACAGUACUGCUCUUCAAUUCAUAAAAGCUUUCUUGCAUAUGCAGCCUGAAAAUAUGCAAGCUCAAAGCUUGAUGAUGAUGAUAAAAAAGAAAAUGGAAGCUGAUGCUCACAAAGGAAUGGCCAUUGCAGGAGGAGUAGCAUUAGGUGUCGGUGCUGUAAUUGGACUAGGUAUCGCAUUGGCCAAAUCAGCUGCAAGAAAAUAAUAACUUAGAAGUCUAGAUAAAAUUGCUAUUUCUAUUUUUUCAUUCCUUCUAUUACUUGAAUAUUACAAAUUUAUUUAUGAAUCUUAAAUUAUUUUUUAAAUUUAAAUUUGCUAAUUUUGCGUUGAAAUAAAAAUACAUGUAAUGUGAUUGAAAAAUGAAGUAUAUAUAAAAUUGCAUAAUUUUAGCUUUAAUGCAUUAAUUACCUUGUAUAUUUAUUUAUAAAUUUACUAUUAAUAAAAUCUUGUCAUUGAAAGUGAAGAAAAUCAAUAAUAUAUUUAAUCAAUGAUUAUGUAUAUUAAGAAGAUAUUAUAAAAUUAAAGAAUUAAUUUUUUUCAA
Messenger RNA from Daktulosphaira vitifoliae (grape phylloxera), 1004 nucleotides. It is a transcript of the gene Fis1, whose product is annotated as mitochondrial fission 1 protein. The record is from RefSeq and is a predicted model, not a curated record. Bases 195 to 668 code for a protein of 157 amino acids. NCBI's taxonomy places the organism in Eukaryota, Metazoa, Arthropoda, Insecta, Hemiptera, Phylloxeridae. Gene Ontology annotation, cellular component: mitochondrial outer membrane; peroxisomal membrane. Gene Ontology annotation, biological process: mitochondrial fragmentation involved in apoptotic process; peroxisome fission; autophagy of mitochondrion. Gene Ontology annotation, molecular function: protein binding. The transcript is spliced from 5 exons.